This is a messenger RNA of Verticillium alfalfae VaMs.102, 1296 nucleotides long. RefSeq names its product succinyl-CoA ligase beta-chain. Lineage: Eukaryota; Fungi; Ascomycota; Sordariomycetes; Glomerellales; Plectosphaerellaceae. Gene Ontology annotation, cellular component: succinate-CoA ligase complex; mitochondrion. The record is from RefSeq and is a predicted model, not a curated record. The transcript is spliced from 5 exons. Gene Ontology annotation, biological process: succinyl-CoA metabolic process; tricarboxylic acid cycle. The coding region runs from base 1 to 1296 and encodes 431 amino acids. Gene Ontology annotation, molecular function: metal ion binding; succinate-CoA ligase (ADP-forming) activity; ATP binding.
AUGUUCAAGUUCGGUCGCAACCGGGCUCUGGCUUCGGCCUUCAAGCCUGCCAAGCUUGCCACCUCUCCCUCCGCCAGACUCCCCAGCUUCGCCCAGCAGCAAAGGAGAAACCUGAGCAUCCACGAGUAUCUUUCUGCCGACCUCCUGCGCCAGUAUGGCAUCGACGUCCCCAAGGGUUCCGUCGCGAAGACCGCUGCCGAGGCCAAGGCCAUAGCGAAGGAGAUUGGCGGAGAGGACAUGGUCAUCAAGGCCCAGGUUCUCGCUGGUGGUCGUGGCAAGGGCACCUUCGACAACGGUCUGAAGGGCGGCGUCCGUGUCAUCUACUCUCCCCACGAGGCGGAGAUGUUCGCCGACCAGAUGAUUGGCCACAAGCUCGUUACCAAGCAGACCGGCGCCGGCGGCCGUCUCUGCAACGCCGUCUACAUCUGCGAGCGCAAGUUCGCUCGUCGCGAGUUCUACCUCGCCAUCCUGAUGGACCGUGCUUCCCAGACUCCCGUCAUCGUGUCCUCGUCGCAGGGCGGCAUGGACAUUGAGGCCGUCGCCAAGGACAGCCCCGAGGCCAUCAACACCACCUACAUUGACAUCAACAAGGGUGUCACCGACGAGAUCGCCCGCGACAUUGCUGUCAAGCUUGGCUUCAGCGAGCAGUGCGUCGAGGAUGCCAAGGACACCAUCCAGAAGCUGUACAAGAUCUUCACCGAGAAGGACUCUACCCAGAUUGAGAUCAACCCUCUGUCCGAGACCUCCGACCACAAGGUCAUGUGCAUGGAUGCCAAAUUCGGCUUCGAUGACAACGCCGACUACCGCCAGAAGGAGGUCUUUGAGUGGCGCGAUACCACCCAGGAGGACGCCGACGAGGUCCGCGCCGCCAAGUCCGGCCUGAACUUCAUCAAGCUUGACGGUGACAUUGGCUGCCUCGUCAACGGUGCCGGUCUUGCUAUGGCCACCAUGGACAUCAUCAAGCUGAACGGCGGUGCCCCUGCCAACUUCCUCGACGUCGGCGACGCCAAGGUCUCUGCCAUCUUCGUCAACAUCUUCGGUGGUAUCGUCCGCUGCGACCACAUCGCCACCGGUCUGAUCAACACCGUCCAGGCCCUCGACCUCAAGAUCCCCAUUAUUGCUCGUCUCCAGGGCACCAACAUGGAGGCUGCCCAGAAGAUCAUUGCCGACUCUGGCAUGAAGAUCUUCGCCAUCGACGAGCUCCAGACUGCCGCCGAGAAGGCUGUCCAGCUGUCCAAGGUUGUCAAGCUGGCCCGUGAGAGCGAUGUCGGUGUCGAGUUCACCCUGGGUAUCUAA